AAUGAUUGCAGGAAAGAUAAUUGAAUUUUUUUGGUUAAUGUGUAGUUUAGUUUUAUUUGGUUAUGGAAUAUUGUAAAAAUUUAGAUGGAAGAAGAAUGUAUAUUAGAAUAGGAAGACUAGGAUGAAUAGCUAUAAACAAUAGAAUUUGCCAAGAAAUUAAUUUGUGAUUGAAGGUGAUAAUGAUGUAAUAUGUAGAGGCUGAAGAACACUAGUAAUGUAAAAGUGAAGAGGAUAUUCCAUAAUAAUAACAAUAAGAUGAUGUAUAUAAUUGAUAUGAGUAGUUUAAGAAUUAAUCAAUAGCAUAACUAAUAAGGCCAAAAGUAAAUUAUUUGAUUAAUGUUCAUUUCUUAUUAUCAUCAGUAGCAAUAAUAAAUAUAUUAAAUGGUGGAGAUAAUAUAUUUUUAUUAGUAAUGGUAAUCCUUUAUUUGAUAAGUAAUAUGGUAAUAAUCGCAAAACUUAGAAUGAAAUGGUUAUUUAUCCCUUAAUUAAUGAUAUUGGCUAUGAUGAUAAACUACUUGAUAGUUAUAUGA
This is a messenger RNA of Paramecium sonneborni, 530 nucleotides long. The record is from the annotation of a GenBank genome assembly. NCBI's taxonomy places the organism in Eukaryota, Ciliophora, Oligohymenophorea, Peniculida, Parameciidae.